This is a messenger RNA of Emericellopsis cladophorae, 777 nucleotides long. RefSeq lists its product as uncharacterized. Bases 1 to 777 code for a protein of 258 amino acids. Lineage: Eukaryota; Fungi; Ascomycota; Sordariomycetes; Hypocreales; Bionectriaceae. The transcript has 2 exons. The record is from RefSeq and is a predicted model, not a curated record. Gene Ontology annotation, cellular component: zeta DNA polymerase complex.
AUGGAUCCCCCGCCCACAAAAGGUGUGGCUUUUCAAGAGCCAGACGACAGCAUAUUCGAUUCCCCGUCCGCCGCCGAAGAAAACAUCCUCUCCACCCACGCGGCAACUACCAUUCUCUCCUCCUUCACAUCCUUCCUCACCCUCACCAUCCACACCCUCCUCCACCACCGCAACCUCUACCCCUCCACGACCUUCAUCCUCGUGCGCGCCCUCAACCUCUCCGUUUAUCAGUCCCGCCACCCCGCCGUCUGCGCCUGGGUCAACGCCGCCGUGUCCUCUCUUGUCCCGCAUCUGCGCGCGGGCACCCUCGCCAAGGUGGUCUUCUCCAUCCACGCCGGUGAGACUCUAGACGUCCAGGAGAAAUGGGUCUUUGACGUGAGUCAUCUCCCCCAUGACUGGGGCGAGGAAUUUGACCCCGCCGCCGCCGCUGGCGCUGGCGCUGCCGCUGAUGGCGAGGAACUGGAAGAAGAGGAGGUGCCCAUGGUGGAUAUUAACGAGACGUACCGCGGUGCCUUGCAGAGGAUAGCCCUCAAGGCAGAGAAGCUACCGCCUCCGCCCAAGGGAAGCACAUUCACCCUCGCCUUGGAACUCAGAGAUGACGCUCCGGCGCCAAUAGGGCAUCCCCAGCCAUGGAUCCCUGUGCAGAAGCACAAAGGCAAAGAGCCGGUACAAGCACAAAGAGCAGUGACAACACCAAUACGCGCCGUCCAUGCCGGUCCUAUCUUCUUCGAAUGCUGGGUCGAGCAAAUAGACACUAGUAAACGUACACCGUCAUAA